This is a messenger RNA of Pocillopora damicornis (cauliflower coral), 1948 nucleotides long. RefSeq names its product ankyrin-1-like. NCBI's taxonomy places the organism in Eukaryota, Metazoa, Cnidaria, Anthozoa, Scleractinia, Pocilloporidae. The record is from RefSeq and is a predicted model, not a curated record.
AUGAAGCUAUAAUUGAGACUUUGCUAUCUUCUGGAUUAGACAUAGAUUCAAGGGGUAAUGAUGGUACAACACCCUUAAUGGUGGCAGCUGCUAAAGGAGACGAGAAGACAGUAGACCUUCUUCUCAGCAAGGGAGCUGAUCCACACCUUAAAAACUUCAUUGGAAGAAAUCUGCUUCAUGCGGCAGCUGAAGGUGGCAACAUUUCCAUUGUGAAGAGCAUGCUCUCUCGUGGCAUUGACAUUGAUUCAAAAGAUGAUGAAUCCUCAGUCACCCCACUGAUAAUUGCUGUCAAGGAAAACCAUGUUGAAGUUAUGAAAUAUCUUCUUCAAAAGGGUGCAGACAUAUCUUUGACAACUGGAUCUUACGAGAGGAAUGCUUUACACAUAGCAUCACAGUACGGAAGUGUUACAGCAAUUGAGAUGUUGCUCUCUUAUGAUUUAAGACCUGACUCAAGAGAUAGAGAGGGAAACACGCCAUUAGUCUCUGCUGCAGCUUGUGGACAGAUAGAGGCUGUAAAUUGUCUUCUUAAACAUGGAGCAGAUCCAUUCCUGAGAGGGGAACAUGGAUGGAGCCUUCUCCACUUUGCUGCUCAGUCUGGCAAUGUCAUCAUUAUUGAGACCAUACUUUCUAAAGGUCUUGAUGUGGAUUCCAGAGGUGAAACUCUGGGUUUAACCCCUCUGAUGGUUGCCAUUAAAUCUGACAAAUUGGAGGCAGCAAAAUAUCUGCUUGAGAAGGGUGCCAAUGAAAGUUUGAAAACCACUCAGAGAGAAAUCCCUAUUUUGUCCAUUGCAUCAACAGUUGGUUCUGUUGCAGCCAUUGAGAUGCUGCUCUCACGUGGUUGUAGCAUUGAUUCUAGAGAUGAUGGGGGAGACACACCAUUGAUGCAUGCUGCACGUUGUGGAAAUACAAAGGUUGUAGAAUAUCUUCUUGCUCAAGGUGCUAAUCCAUUACUUAGAAAUACAUCAGACCUUGGACUGCUCCAUUUAGCUGCUCUUUCUGACAAUGUUCUCACUAUUAAGGCUGUGCUCUCUAAAAAUCUUGACAUAAAUGCUAUGUGUACAGUCCUUGGUAUCACUCCACUGUUGUUUUGCUUGACACAGGGUAAACUGCAGGCUGCAAACUAUCUGCUUGCAGAGGGUGCUGAUGAAAAUUUGAAAAGUAAGGACGGGUGGACUGUCCUAUCUGCUGCAGCAAUCAGUGGUAACGUUGCAGCCAUUGAGAUGCUGCUUAAGCGUGGUCACAACCCUAAUUCCAGGGAUGGUUGUGAUAAGACACCCUUAAUGUGGGCUGCAGAGAUGGGAAAAAAAGCAGCUGUAGAAUUUCUUCUUCCUCUCACACACUAAAAUGUUGUGAAAGGCCACAGAGGCCCACACUUUUAAGAAUACUUGCACAGGUGUAGUUAGAUGUAAUAAAUAUUAGUUUUUAAAUGAAUAGGAGAAAUUCCAAGUUUUUGUUACAUUUAUAAUGGAUUGGAUGAUUAUUGUCUUUAAUUGUAAUUACUCAUAAGUUUGUAUUUAUCUUGAUGAUAAUCCAGGGCAACCAUCCCCAACCCAGCAGGUCAAAGGUGGCAGAUAGUGAAAGGCCUUGACUGAAGAUUAGCUCCAAAUAAGCUGGCUUCCCAGUGAAUAAGGAGUUGCAGACCAAACUGGCGGUGUACUUACCAGGAUGGGGUGAGGCUGCAGAUGGCACUGCUUCCUCUAUAAAAUGCUCCAUAAAUCCAAUGACAAGUACAUCAGGCGGGAAAGGGCCGCCUUUAAAGCCCUAGCCCGGGCAGGUGGAGCUCGUUAGCCUGGGAGGGCAAUCCACUUAAGAGAAGGAUUACUUCAUCCAAACCUAUCUAGUGCCAGGUGUUAUGGACAAUUAAGUCAUGCAAUUACCCUGGGUUCAAGGACAUGACAGAGAGUCCUUUACCCAUGCUCUAGCUAUGGGUAAAUAGUUGUUGUUCUUU